Heterostelium album PN500 is the source of this 900-nucleotide messenger RNA. RefSeq names its product RhoGAP domain-containing protein (gene gacQ). The transcript is spliced from 2 exons. NCBI's taxonomy places the organism in Eukaryota, Evosea, Eumycetozoa, Acytosteliales, Acytosteliaceae. The record is from RefSeq and is a predicted model, not a curated record. Gene Ontology annotation, biological process: signal transduction. Bases 1 to 900 code for a protein of 299 amino acids.
AUGACUACUGAUUCAUUGAGUGUUGUAUUUUUACCAACAAUUUUAAGACCAGAAGCACAUACCGAUCAAGAGGUACUACAAUUCACAGUUGAAGACUCAAAGAGCACAAAGACAUUGAUGGCGACCAUCAUUUGCAACUAUGAAAGCAUCUUUGAAGACAACAGUCUGUUUGUUAGAACCAGACAGACCAGAGCAAUCACAGAGUUCUGUACUACCAAUCCACACGUUAAAUAUCCACAGCAAUUAAAUAAAGCACCAUUACCACCUCCACCAACUCUUUCCAUUUCACCGGGCAACUCAUCGGCAUCAACACCUUCACUCAUCAGUCCAAGAACAAUAUCCAUCCCAACACCGUCGCCAUUACCAGCCAUCCCAAUUCCAAACAACAACAGUCUGAGUAAUACAUCACCCAAUAUAACACCAAGCUCAACACCAACAUCUAGCGCACCAUCUACACCAUCUUCAUCAUCACUACUCAUCGCAACAACAACAGCUACUGCCUCCACUUCACCACCACCACCACCAACAUCAUCGCCAGCAUCGACUACAUUUACUUCACCACCACCAUUUUUAGAGAUACCAACUUCAGUACCAUUUACACUUCCACCAAUACCAUCAAGUCAUAGCAACAGUACAUUAUCAAUACCAACCUCAUCUUUACCACCAUCUACACAAACACCACUUUCACCGACACCCAACGCAACAGAAGAACCAAAAAAAUCACUUCCAGCACUUCCCGACAAACGAAAUAAUUUAAAAACACCACCACCUUUACCCGCCAAACCACCAACUCUUUUUGUACCCAAACCUUUGCCAAGAGUAGGUGAGGCACCCGGAUAUAAUAAUAAAUGGUUUGGUGAGCCGGAAACAAGACCACGAUCAAGUACAACAGCUGUCUAA